Prorocentrum cordatum is the source of this 957-nucleotide messenger RNA. The record is from the annotation of a GenBank genome assembly. NCBI's taxonomy places the organism in Eukaryota, Dinophyceae, Prorocentrales, Prorocentraceae.
AUGGACAGAGGCUUCCUCCUGGACGCGGCCGAGCGUCACGCCGGCGCGCUGCUCUGCAUGCCCAUGGAGCUCCGCGGCGAGCGCUCGUUUGCGUUGGAGGCCGCGGCGCGCCGUGGAGGGGUGCUGGCACACCUGUCAGAGGACCUGCGCGCGGACCGCGAAGUGGUUUCCGCGGCCGUGGGCCAGGACGGGCUUGCGCUGGAGUACGCCACGCCAGAGCUCCGCGCAGAUCGCCAGUUGGUGUUGAUCGCCGUCGAGCAGUGCGGCCUGGCCCUGCAGCACGCGGACGGCGGCUUGAUGGGCGACCGCGAGGUCGUCCUUGCCGCCGUGUCGAGGCACUGGGAGGCGCUCGCCCAUGCCGAGCCGGCCUUGCAAGCCGAUGACGAGGUGGUGCUCGCGGCAGUGGCGCAAAAUGGCGCUGCUCUGGAGCUUGCCGCGCCGGAGCUACGGCGCGACCGCGCUUUCACCCUGAAGGCGGUGGCCAGCAUCUGGCCGGUAGCGAGCCAGAGAUCGCUGCCGCGGUUCCAGUACGUCCACUGGAAGGAGCGCACCUUGCAUAGGUCGCCCCACGCGCGGUCGAUCACCUGGGUGCCGCACUUCACCCACAAGCGCUUCGUCCCGCUGGGCUUGCUCUGGUCAGGGACGAUGACGCGGCGGUGCUUUAGCCACUUGGACGCCAUGGGCGCCCAAUCCCUCUUCCGAAUCGGGCCAGGGCCAGGCGCCCUACGCUUGGCCUUCUCUGGCUUCAACCUGAAGAGGACCAAGGACCUGGGGUGCCCCCGCUGCGCGAUGCCGCCCCACUGCUCCCAGAUGAUGGGCUUCUGCGUGCGGGGGCCAGCGUUCGGGUCCUCGCCCUUCGCCACGUCGACCUCGUCCGCCUCCACGUCCGCCACUCGAGAGAUGUUCCUCUCGUGGGAGUUGACGUACUUGGCGCGGGCUGCAUACAGCGCAGAGUAA